Messenger RNA from Procambarus clarkii (red swamp crayfish), 681 nucleotides. NCBI's taxonomy places the organism in Eukaryota, Metazoa, Arthropoda, Malacostraca, Decapoda, Cambaridae. The record is from RefSeq and is a predicted model, not a curated record.
AUGCGGCCUACCUCACCCCACGCUGUGGCCACACCACCGCCUCAGUGCCUCACACCACGCUGUGGCCCACCACCGCCUCAGUGCCUCACACCACGCUGUGGCCACACCACCGCCUCAGUGCCUCACCCUACGCUGUGGCCACACCACUGCCUCAGUGCCUCACACCACGCUGUGGCCACACCACCGCCUCAGUGCCUCACCCCACGCUGUGGCCACAUCACUGCCUCAGUGCCUCACACCACGCAGUGGCCACACCACCGCCUCAGUGCCUCACCCUACGCUGUGGCCACACCACCGCCUCAGUGCCUCACCCUACGCUGUGGCCACACCACUGCCUCAGUGCCUCACCCUACGCUGUGGCCACACCACUGCCUCAGUGCCUCACCCUACGCUGUGGCCACACCACCGCCUCAGUGCCUCACCCUACGCUGUGGCCACACCACUGCCUCAGUGCCUCACCCUACGCUGUGGCCACACCACCGCCUCAGUGCCUCACCCUACGCUGUGGCCACACCACCGCCUCAGUGCCUCACCCCACGCUGUGGCCACACCACUGCCUCAGUGCCUCACCCUACGCUGUGGCCACACCACCGCCACAGUGCCUCACCCCACGCUGUGGCCACACCACCGCCACAGUGCCUCACCCCACGCUGUGGCCACACCAACGGCAAUAGGCAAUAA